AUGGUUUCUAUCAAGGUUCGUAUAUCCCAUCAGUCUGCUGCCAAAGCCACUGAGGCGACGGCAAAUUCCCCUCCGACGGACUCUUCGCCAGGAAAGUUGAAUCUAAAUCUUUUGUUGCCAAGUCUCAAGCUGAUAUUUUCAGCGGCCCACUUUGUUGCCUUGGCAUCGAAUGAGGCUCACACGCCACGUCAGUCCGUCGUCAAAGCGACAGCCAACUUGGUCGCUGGACAGAUGUUGGCCCAACUUGAGGCCAGGCCUGUUUCGUGGUGUCGGACUGCCGGUCCCAACGAGGCCUUGUCCCGUACCGGUUGGCAGUCGCGACUGCAGGAUUUGACGCAUGUGAGCCGUCGACGUCUGCUUCGAGUCGCCCUCAGAGACCGUGUCUUCGGACGAUCUCGUCUCUCGGCUCGUCUUGAGGCGGCUUUGGAGGCCGGAGCCUCCGGCGCCCACUUUCCGGUUCAUGUUAUUGGCGAUACCUUCUCCGGGAAGACGACAUGUCUGGCCGAACUGGCUCUGCUCCCGCUUCAUCAGACCCCUCCUUAUCCCCCGCCUCCUCUCCCCCCGCGGCCCUCCUGUCCGCCCACUCAGACGCCACAGACUCUUGCCUCAUCGGCUGCCUCCUCCCUCUCCCCUCCAUCGGGUCAGGCGUGCCGUUGCUUCGGUUGUCAUGCGAAGCGGCAGCUCGUAUGGUUGGUCACUGUCAUCUCCUGCAGAGAUCUGCUACUCGUCGACGAUCGGUUGCCAAGUACAAGUCUUGAAGCCGCAAUCUGUCACUCACUUUCCAUGCAGGCCGACCGAUUUGGCCUGGCCGAACUGAAGACCGACCGACUUUCCGAAGCCUUCGACAGGCUGUCCCGAGUCUCUGUAUACCCUCGGGCCCUAGCAACCACAGGCCAGCCCUCGAGGGAGUCGUCUGUCGUUUGGCUCAUCCUCCUCGACGAUGUAGAUGUGCUCGCCUCGUCUCAACACCACCGGCAGCUCGACAAUCUGCUGGCCACAGUCCUACCGCCUCGAGUCAAUCUCGUUGUUAGCCUGACGAGCCGUGGCUACCGAUCGCCUGGCAACUGGUUGUCUCGGCUCGACGACUCGGGGCUUCUGGUGUCUUGCGCGUCCGGCUGGAUACCGCUGGUGCCGGGCGAUUUGUCCGCAGCCGGCCAUCUUUUGCCUGCUAUAGACGAAUUGUCGUCGAGUGAGGGAUGGGAGGUCAGUGACAGGAGAACCGCAAUCAACGCUCUCAGAAACGGUCUUCUCUGGCACAGGCUUUCUCCGGAGGCGGUUGGCGACGAGGCGAAACCACUGCUGUUCGGGCUAGAGAGCCUCUGGUUGAUCCAUUUGGCUUUGGGUCGUCAUGUCAUCACGAGGCAGGUCACCGUAUCCAAUGCAGCAUUGUUGGAUGUUGGGUCUUGGUAUUGCUUAUUUUCUUCUCGGUCGCCAAGACCUUGUUCAUGCAUACUUGCACCUUCUAUCUACCAGUUUUAUGUCGGCCAUUGUCAUCGACUUCAAAUGAGUGCACUCAAGUGA
This is a messenger RNA of Protopolystoma xenopodis, 1521 nucleotides long. The record is from the annotation of a GenBank genome assembly. Lineage: Eukaryota; Metazoa; Platyhelminthes; Monogenea; Polystomatidea; Polystomatidae.